AUGGCGCCCUCAAUUUACAUCGACGAGGACGUGGGCCAUGACGACGCCUCGGCCACAGGCACCGAGUCCGCCCCAUACAAGACUCUCCUGCACGCCUUUGUGCAGCACGCACCGACCACCGAGGGAAUUCAAUAUCUGACUCGCAAGUCCCAGACCGAUGCGCCGGGCGAGAACGUCGAUCCCGCCGCGAAGCUGGAGUGGAAGCCGGCCACCAAGUCGGCCAUGAGGAAGGCCACCAACCUCUGGGAGCAGCGCAAGAAGAAGGCCGCCAAGCAGCAGGAGCUGGCGAUUCGCGAAAAGGCCGAGGCCGACAAGCGCCAGAAGGUCCUCGAGGAGGCCAAGAAGGUCAUUAUCACCGAGGACGCGUCCUUACCCAAGCCAGUCCGAAUUCGUCUGGACGAAACCGACCCCGCCAAGGUUAAGUUGCGCACUCCCGAAUCUGAUGCGCCGGGGACUCGGGUGCGCGUUCUGGGUCGUGUGCACCGCAUGCGGGCGCAGAAGGACUAUGUCUUCAUCACCCUGAGCGAUGGCUAUGGGUACCUGCAGUGCAUUCUGACUGGUGACCUGGUCAAGACCUACGAUAUCAUGACCCUGACCCUGGAGACCUCCAUUGCGAUUCACGGUGAGAUGCGGGCCGUGCCUCCUAAGCAGCACGCUCCCAACGACCGCGAGCUGCACGCCGACUUCUUCACCAUCAUUGGCCGUGCCGCCGGUGACAAGGAGGCCAUCACCACGCGCGUGGCGCCGGACGCCGACCCGCAGACUCUCUACGAUAACCGCCACCUCGUCCUCCGUGGAGAGACCUCCUCUUCCGUGAUGAAGGUCCGCGCGGCCACGCUGCGCGCUUUCCGCAAGGCCUUCGAGGAGAACCGCAUGCUGGAGGUGACACCGCCCGCAAUGGUGCAAACGCAAGUCGAGGGUGGCAGCACCCUGUUCGGCUUCGACUACUACGGUGAGAACGCCUACCUCACCCAGUCUUCGCAGCUCUACUUGGAGACCUGUCUCCCGUCGCUGGGUGACGUCUUCUGCGUGUGCCCCUCCUUCCGUGCCGAGAAGUCCCUGACUCGCCGUCACUUGUCCGAGUACACUCACGUCGAGGCCGAGCUCGACUUUAUCACCUUUACCGAUCUGCUGGAUCACCUCGAAGCGAUGAUCUGCCGCGUCAUCGAGCUGCUUCUCGCCGACCCCGAGGCCUCAAAACACAUCGCCACCCUGAACCCCGACUUCAAGCCGCCUUCUCGCCCCUUCAAGCGCAUGAAGUACUCCGAUGCCAUCGACUGGCUCGUGGAGCACGAGAUCCCCAACGAGGAGGGUCAGCCCCACAAGUUCGGUGACGACAUCGCCGAGGCUGCCGAGCGCAAGAUGACCGAUAUCAUCAACCAGCCCAUCUUCCUGACCCACUUCCCCGCCGAGAUCAAGGCCUUCUACAUGAAGAAGGACGAGAGUGAUCGCCGAGUCACCGAGAGUGUGGAUGUGCUCAUGCCCGGUGUCGGUGAGAUUGUCGGUGGUAGCAUGCGUAUGGAUGACUGGAACGAGUUGAUGGACGCUUACAAGCACGAGGGCAUGGACCCCAGCCCUUACUACUGGUACACUGACCAGCGCAAGUACGGUACCUCCCCCCACGGUGGCUAUGGACUCGGUCUGGAGCGGUUCCUCGCUUGGCUGUGCGCUCGGUACACUGUCCGUGACUGCUCUCUGUACCCGCGCUUCACGGGUCGUUGCACUCCUUAG
This is a messenger RNA of Penicillium oxalicum, 1731 nucleotides long. RefSeq names its product asparagine--tRNA ligase DED81. The transcript has 2 exons. Gene Ontology annotation, molecular function: ATP binding; asparagine-tRNA ligase activity; nucleic acid binding. Gene Ontology annotation, cellular component: cytoplasm. Gene Ontology annotation, biological process: asparaginyl-tRNA aminoacylation. The record is from RefSeq and is a predicted model, not a curated record. The coding region runs from base 1 to 1731 and encodes 576 amino acids. NCBI's taxonomy places the organism in Eukaryota, Fungi, Ascomycota, Eurotiomycetes, Eurotiales, Aspergillaceae.